Molecule: messenger RNA, 1190 nt
Organism: Phalacrocorax carbo (great cormorant)
Lineage: Eukaryota; Metazoa; Chordata; Aves; Suliformes; Phalacrocoracidae
Source: RefSeq, a predicted model, not a curated record
GUGGGGUGAGCAAGGCUCCCGUGGGCGGCCGCGGGCCGGGGGAGGCUCCGGCUGGGACAGCCGGUAUCCUCCUGCUCAUCCCACGGUGCCAAGGAGGGGGAGGCGAGACGCCUGCCCAGACGAGGCCGCGGGCCGGGCUGUGCCGGGAGGCGGCGGGGGGACGCGGCAGCGCUCCCCGGGGCGCCCCGACCCUCCGGAGCAUCGCGGGGCCAAGGCACGGGCAGGAGCAUGGACGGGGGCUGCCCGCCGGCACCCAGCAUGGCCGAAAGCGUGGGGGCCUGCACCGGCAGGGGGUGCGGAGUGGGGUCAGCCGCCAUGCAUGGCUGCCCCCCAGCCACCGCUGCCCCCAGCUCCCGGGGGAGGAGAGGGGCCUGCAGCCCCCCACGAGCCACCCGGCGCUGCCGGGGAGCAGGCACAGGCAGGACCCUGGGGGUCUCAUCUGCCCACCCUGGUAACCCGGGGAGCCCCCUGGCAGCAAGGCAGGGCCCCCCGGGGCUGCUGUGCCCCCAGAACGCGGCGCGGGAGCGGAGCCGGGUGCGGGCACUGCGCCAGGCCUUCCUGUCGCUGCAGGCAGCCCUGCCCGCCGUGCCCCCCGGCACCAAGCUCUCCAAGCUGGACAUCCUCGUCCUGGCCACCAGCUACAUCGCCCACCUCAGCCACGCGCUGGGCCAUGGGCCCCCCCCACCCGCGCCCUCCCACCUGCUCCGCGGACACCCGCUCCUGCACCCCAUGAAGAAGUGGCCGAUGCGCUCCCGCCUCUACGCCGGCCCUUGGCGGGGGCCCAGUCCUGACCCCCCUGGGGCAGCCGCAGCCACCGGCAGCCACGAGCACACAGGCCGGGGGGACAGCAGGCUGGCAAUGAGUGAUGGACCCCCCUGACUCCCCAGGCUGCCUAUGGCCACGGGACCCCCGGGCCUGCUCUCCCCCCCCAGCACAGGGAGGCCGUGCCCCGGGGUGGGGAUCAGGGGCAGCAGCUGGGGGGGUGGGCAGCACUGAUGGGAUCUGCACCCCCAUCCUGCAUGGGGGUCCAUGAGCUCACAGGCACACAGUGGGCAGCGGGAUGCCCAGACUCCCUGCCCACAGCCACAAUGGGGCAGGACCCCAGGGACCCUUGGGGUGGGCACGGGGGGGGGGGGGCAUGCCCCACGGGGGCUGGGGGCCACCUGGUCCGACCUGCAGCAAUAAACCAA